Messenger RNA from Trichomonas vaginalis G3, 4707 nucleotides. RefSeq names its product guanylate cyclase protein. Gene Ontology annotation, molecular function: guanylate cyclase activity; peptide receptor activity. The transcript has a single exon. Bases 1 to 4707 code for a protein of 1568 amino acids. The record is from RefSeq and is a predicted model, not a curated record. Gene Ontology annotation, biological process: receptor guanylyl cyclase signaling pathway; intracellular signal transduction; cGMP biosynthetic process. Lineage: Eukaryota; Parabasalia; Trichomonadida; Trichomonadidae.
AUGGAUUCGGUCAUAAGCCGAAGCCAGUCUAUAAGUAGCACCUCAACUAUCAACAAAGAUUUAGUUGAGGGCACUUAUGGACCCUUUGAUGCAUUAUUUCCGAUAUACGAACAGAUGUCAAAAGUUAUCCAUUUACCUGCACCUUUCCUGUACUUGUCCCUUAUUAUUUUCAGUGUACAUAUAUUUACGCAAUCACUUUGGGCCAGGAAACUACUUGAAAUCAAAACUAGCGGGAUAGAUGAUAAAAUCAUUCGAAAGCUGUAUGAAUACUUUUUACUAAACGAUCCAGUCAACAAAUAUGAUGUCAAUAUGAUUGGUUUCUACGUUACCUUAUGCGUAUUUGGCUUAGCUUUGUUGAUCUUUUUUACUGUUUUUAUUCAAUACAAAGUUACAAUCAGCUUUAAUAAGCCCCUAUUGUAUCUUUUGAGGGGAUACUUCGAAAUUGUUGUUCCUGUCUUUCUUUUACCAUCAAUUGGCUAUGCCGGACAAUUUCUUGCUGGUGUUCUCAGAAAAGAGCUCGCUUUCAUCAAAAUCAUACUAUCAGUAAUAGGAUUAUUGAUCGCGCUUAUUCUCUUUCUCUUUUAUUAUUUCCAUUUCUCAGUUUUAGCGAAUUCUCCAUAUUUUUCACGUGGCCCAUUAUCAACAGUUAGAGGCUCAUACUAUACUAAUUUCAUUUUCUUAUCUUUUCUUUCCCAAUUUUUCAGUUAUGUCCUUGAACUGUUUCCGAAGUGGGCGGCUGUCAUAGGAUGUCUAUUAGAAUGUUCUGUAUUCAUUUACUUUGCUAUUAGAGGUGCCGAUCAACCUUACUUCAAUUUUAUGAUGAAUUCUUAUUUUUCAGCUUUAUUUACAACUUUGGCUGUUGUUAACUUCAUACAGGCGAUACAAGGAAUCUACUAUUUACAUGAUUCCAUUCCUUUGAUUGCUCUUCCGAUUGUUAUGAUUCCAUCCUUCAUUAUUUACACGAUUAUCUACAGGAAAACAAAGUCCCAAAUCAAGAAGCAUAUAAACGAAAUUCCAGAGGAUCAGCGUGAUUCCAUUCCUAUUAUUUCCGAAGAAUUUGACAAAAUUGGCUUAGAUUACAAGAUGAACUUAUAUGUUAAGUACUUAAUAGUUUCCUUGGAAAUGGCGAACGAAAUCUUUUUGGACAACGCAAUUUUCAAAUAUGGAAUUGAUAAGUACCACGAACCAGAGUUACACAGGAUAUUAUUGAUAUAUGCAGCUCAAAUACCAAGUUUUAAUAGAAUUCUUUCGUUCACGUACUCCGCUUUCUUCAGAUCUGCCAAAUUAAACUUCAUGAAUCGAUUUUUGAUCUAUACAAUCUUAAGAAUUGUAACAAUGAGACAAUCCUCAUCAAGCCAACAGUUCUCCCAGCGUGUUAUUGAAGUCAGACAGCUCACAAAAAGGUGCAGAGACUUAAUUAGAGGAUUUUUCCUACAGACACCAUCAAAUGCAUCAACAUACUACACUUUCUAUAAGGAAGCACAGACUACUGAGUACAGAUGGACCGAGUUAAUCAAUCAUUAUCCAAAUUCUUCAAAAGUUUAUGACGAAUACGGCGACUUUUUGAUAGAAAUCAUGACAGACUUCAGAAAUGCAACUGUUCAGAAGCAUAAAACAACUCUUCUUGAAGAUGGCCAUAGACUUCACAAAGAUUUUGCUUUUAUUAACUUCAUUCAUUGGUACCAGCACUACUUGAAGCGAGGAAUUGUUAAUUUGCAUGGUAAAGUCAUGGAGCAGAAGAAUAAAAAUGCUUCUUCUAACUCAACUCAAACAUCAAAAUCUGGAUUUACCGGAAACUCAACUUUGACAUCCUUAUCUCAGCUUAUGGAAAUAGCUCCAGAGGAAGAAGAAUUUUAUGCAAAAGCUCUAUUUUCUUCUCCAAAAUUAAGACUCGCAUAUCAAAGGUCAAUUGAAGAACGCCAAAGUUCUUGCGCCAAACCAAUGAAGAUCUGCAUAUUCUUGAUAAUGGCACUAUCGAUAGCUGUAAUGAUUGCAUGUGAUACAAUCGUAUCUCAAUUUUUCUCUCAGAGAGCUUCAUCUCUUGCCAAGGUUAAGUAUAUUAACUAUGCAAGGUUCUAUUCGUCCAUUUCUAGGUAUGCUUCUAUCAUUUAUUUCGCUACUCAGAAUGGAUAUUACACAAUUAACGAUUACGUUAAGAGCAAAGGUGCCAAAGACAAAAACAUGUCACCGUAUAUUAAUUUUACGGGAGAUUUCAGAGCUCAGGCCCUUUAUUACAAUUUUAUGUCACUUGAUUACUACAAUAGCUUCAUUUCAGAGAUUGUUAACUAUGCAAUGGCCGGCCAUGAUGUUUAUAAUGUUGCCGCUCCAUUCUUGAAACAAUCUUAUGCUGCAUAUUAUUGUACAUCAAAUGCAACUCUUCUAAACAAGACAAAGGACACAAAUAUCCAUGCUUUGUUCAGUUACAGAGCUAUUGCAGCCAAUUUGAUAUACAUUACAGAUGCAAAUCAAUGGAAUACAUCAAAAUUACUUUGUAACUCAUUAUCAAACGCUCCAUCAGUUGCAAAAGGACUAGAUGUAUUCAAUGAAAACGAACUGAACACAGAGAAUGAAGAUACAUUAGAUAAUUCUCAUAAAAUUGUUAUUUAUGAGAUUGCUUUUCCUCUUAGUUUAUUGUUUAUCAACAUUCUAUUGUUUGUUUGUCCAACAAUAGGAUAUUACGUCACUUUGAAGAAGACUCUUGAGAUUUUACAGUCAAUUCAACAAAAAGUGAAAGAAGAUUCAACAAUAAACAUAGGAAAAAGCAAUACAGAUGAUAACAGUGCUGUUUCUCCUCCUGAAUCUCAAAUAUUUGUUUAUAUAUUCAUAUUUGGAAUUCUUUUGAUUAUAAUUGUUCCUAUUUUUGCUUUAGUUACUUUUAAUGAAGCAAAAAGUGCCAACAAAAAAUUCGAAUCUUUGAUAGGUUGGAUGAACUUAGGAGGCGCAAGAGGUCCAUUACUUGCAGAAGGUCUUGAACACUUAACAAUUGCAGCAUUAUCUAAAACAAACGCCUUUUCUUAUAUCGAUUCCCAAUAUGAAUUAGAUCUCACAGAAAAAAUCAUUGCGAAAGUAAUGAAUUUCCAUGAAGUUGUAUCAGAAGGUUCUGAUAUAACUAAGCCAUGCAUUGGUUUUGACUCUGUUCUUGAUGAUCUACAAUACGAGAAUAUCUGUACAACAUCACAAGAAGCAACAGAGUUACAUGAAAGAUAUCGAUGCACAGCAUUAUCUCAAUUGUUUGGAUUCGUCAAAUCAAUCAUUGAUGACACUGUUGUUCGUUUUCCAUCAUUGACAGGAUUAGAUGAAACGAUAUUUACAGAGAUUUUCCAUUUAGAGAACACACACAUGUUCAAGAAGUUGUUUGAUGUCACAGAGCGUAUUGACUACCUCGGACAACACAACAAAGAUAGAUUUGAAAUUUUGUCAUUGAUUAUUUGUGUUAUUGGUUGUAUUUUAGCAGUUGUUGUUUUUAUGAUACACAUGUACAUGGCAUUACAAUUAGAUCACAUGUACAAGACAGCGAUGUCUAUAUUUAGAAGAAUUCCACCACUUUUGAUCACACAAAAUCAUAUGUUAAUGGAUUUCUUGUUGAAUAGAAUUAAGAAAGGAUCAAGUGAAUCAAUGACAUUUUCACAGAACAUUAUUUUCUCUUCUUCAAAUGGUGUUCUCUUGGUAAACAAAGCAGGUGUUGUCGAAAUGGUCAAUGACUCAGUGAAUGACAUCUUGGGAUAUGUUCCUGACCAAAUCUUAGGUCAACAAGCCGUGAUUUUGUUCACAGAAAAAGAUAGACCAAAAGUUCAACAACAAAUGGAUUUGAUGCAGGCAGGAGAAGCAAAAGAAGUCUUUGAUGACCACUUCGAAUGCAUUGCUGAUGAUUCAGCCAUUAUACAAUGCCAUGUCACAAUUCUUGCAUUGUCUUCCAAAGGAGAAGAAAUAAAUACAUACGUUUUCUUCAUUUCAGAUGAAAGCCAAAUUUUGAAGAAACAAGAACAGGCCGAACUCGCGAAGAAGAAGUCAGAAGAACUUUUAUUCCAGAUCCUUCCAAGAGAUAUCGUCUUCAAGCUCAACCAGGGUGAAAAGGAUAUUACAUUCACCGUUCCUUCAGCGACAAUCAUGUUCAUUGAUAUUGUCAGAUUUUCAGAUUACGCGGCAAAUUUGACGCCACAACAAAUCAUGGGAAAUCUGUCAUUGAUUUUUGACACUUUUGACAGACAUUUGACAGAUUAUCCAUUGAUCACAAAGAUCAAAUUGAUUGGUGAUGUGUACAUGUGUGCUGCUGGUUUGUUCACUCCAGACGGACAGCCACAAGAACAUGCACAACAAAUGCUGCAUUUCGCUAUCGAUUGUUUGCAAGAAAUUGAAAAUAUAAACGUGACCUUGGAAUCAAUGCUUGCAGUCAGAAUUGGUGUUAAUACAGGCGGUCCUUUGAUUGGAGGCAUCUUGGGUACUGAUAAGCCUGUAUUCGAUAUCAUUGGUGAUCCUAUUAACGUCGCAAGUAGAUUGCAAUCAACAGAUAUCCCUGGAAAAGUUCAAAUCCCUCAGUCUGUUUUUGACUUGGUUCACAAUUUGGAUUUCAACAUCGAAAAGAGAGGAGAAGUUUACCUUAAGGGUAAAGGAAAUGUAACUACUUAUUUGGUAUCUCCUGUCAAUAUAUUCAACAUGGCAUCUAAUAAUAUCACUUCUUCAAUGUUGAUAUUAUCAAUGAAACAAUAA